This is a messenger RNA of Chilo suppressalis (striped riceborer), 6510 nucleotides long. The record is from the annotation of a GenBank genome assembly. NCBI's taxonomy places the organism in Eukaryota, Metazoa, Arthropoda, Insecta, Lepidoptera, Crambidae.
UUUGCUAGCACAUUACAUGCACCACUUACUGCGCAAACGCUAAAAUAUUGUGUUAAGUAUGAAUAAAACUAUAAAGUGAAUCUCAAAAGUGGUUCAAGAUGGCGGGUCGAAUAGAGCUAGCAAAUUUAGUGUGGGUGAAACCAGAAGGGAAUACUGAGUUUGACAUCCCAGUAGCAGUGAAGGUUCUCCAAAGCGGUGAUGGCAAGGUACGAGUGCAAGAUGAUGACGGCAAGAUCUACAUCACCUCCAUCAAUAACGUCAUCAAACCGUUGCAUGCGACCUCCAUAACAGGAGUUGAAGAUAUGAUUACAUUAGGAGAAUUGCAAGAAUAUACGAUCUUGCGUAAUUUGCAUAUACGGUACAUCCAACAGCACAUAUACACAUACACAGGCACCAUGUUAAUAGCAAUCAAUCCUUAUGAAAUUUUGCCUAUUUAUACCAUGGAUCAGAUCCAAUUUUACCAAGGAAGGAACGUUAGUGAAGUACCACCUCACAUAUUCGCAAUUGGGGAGAAUUCUUAUAAGGAACUAUUAGAUACAUCAUCGAAUCAAUGUAUAGUAAUUAGUGGAGAGAGUGGCGCUGGAAAAACCGAAAGCACAAAACUCCUGCUGCAAUAUUUAGCUGCUGCUAGUGGGAAGCACUCAUGGAUUGAACAACAAAUACAAGAAACAAAUCCCAUAUUAGAAGCAUUUGGAAACGCCAAGACGGUUCGGAAUGACAAUUCUUCAAGGUUUGGGAAAUAUAUCAACAUAUAUUUUAGUAGAAAAGGUGCUAUCGAAGGAGGAAAUAUUGAUCAAUAUUUGUUGGAAAAAUCAAGAAUAGUUUUUCAGAAUCAAGGAGAAAGAAAUUAUCAUAUUUUCUACAGUCUUGUAAAGGGUCUGACAAGUGAUGAAAGAAAAAAACUAGAAAUAGGCCGACCAGAAGAUUACACGUAUUUGAAUUCUGGCAACACUAUUACUUGCGAUGGACGUAAUGAUAUUGCAGAGUUUAAUGAUAUAAGAUCUGCUUUUAAAGUUCUUAACUUUACAGAUGAAGAAGUAUGGGAUAUUUUGAGUUUACUUGCUUCAAUAUUACAUUUCGGAAACAUGAAAUUCAAAUCAUUUAAUUUUAAUAACAUUGAAUCAUCAGAAGUUGCCGACGCUGUAAAUGCGAAUCGCAUUGCAGCGAUAUUGGGAGUUAAUAAGACUAACCUGUGUGAUGCUUUAACUCGUAAAACGAUUGUCAUUCAAGGUGAAAAAGUUAUUUCAACCAUAACCCAGUCAGCAGCUGUAGAAGGAAGAGAUGCUUUGGUUAAAUCCAUUUAUGGUUACAUAUUUGAAUAUAUUGUAGAAAUGAUCAAUAAAACAUUGCAUAAAGACCAGACAUUAUCGAGUGGAUCAGUUGGUAUACUAGACAUCUUUGGGUUUGAAAAAUUCGAUUCAAAUAGUUUCGAGCAACUGUGCAUUAAUUACGCUAACGAAAAUUUGCAGCAGUUUUUUGUGCGACACAUUUUUAAACUUGAGCAGGAGCAGUACGAAAAGGAAGGCAUAACAUGGGAUAAUAUUAAUUACGUUGAUAAUCAAGAAAAUCUGGACAUGAUCGGAGUGAAACCCAUGAACUUGCUAGCAUUGAUCGAUGAGGAGUCAAAGUUUCCAAAAGGUACUGAUGUAACUCUUCUUACCAAAUUGACGUCAAAUCACAGUGAAAGGUCUUGUUACAUUACUCCUAAAUCAUCGCGUGACCACAGAUUUGGUAUAAAACAUUUUGCUGGAGAUGUUUAUUAUGAUGUAAAAGGGUUCCUGGAUAAAAAUCGAGACAUGUUAACAACUGAUAUUAAAGAAUUGAUGUUAGAUUCCGGAAACACUUUUUUGAGGAAUUUAUUUGCAGCACAUAUAUCACCAGUAGCUCAAAAUAGUAGCCGUAAAACUGUGUCAUUAAGCUACCAAUUCAAGACUUCACUGGAUUCUUUGAUGAAAACAUUAUACGCCUGUCAUCCAUUUUUCGUACGAUGCAUUAAGCCUAACGAUUUCAAAAAACCCAGAUUGUUGAACAGAGAUCUAUGCGUUCGUCAAUUAAGAUAUGCUGGGCUAAUGGAGACUGCAAAAAUACGACAAGCAGGAUUUCCCAUUCGUUAUUCAUACGCGGAAUUCGUGUACCGAUAUCGACUAAUAGUCCCCGGCAUACCUCCAGCUGAGAAGACUGACUGCAAAAACGCUACUAAAAAAAUUUGUACUCAAGUUUUGCAAGAUCAAGAAUACCGCCUUGGUCAUACAAAAGUUUUUCUCAAAGAUUCCCAUGACGCUAUACUCGAAGAACUGCGUCAUAAAGUUUUGAUAACAGCAGUUAUAAAAGUGCAAGCGAAUGCAAGGAGAUUCAUCAACAGACAAAGGUUCCUCAAAAUGCGGGAAGCUGCUAUUGCUAUUCAGAAACACUUUAGAGCAAGAGGUUUUAGAAAGAGGUAUUUAACAAUGAAACGGGGAUACUCACGCUUGCAAGCAGCUAUCAAGUCGAGAGAAUUAAGGAGGACAUUUGUUAAUUUAAGAAAAUUCAUGACAAAAGUACAGGCUCAUGUUAGAGGCUAUUUAGUGAGAAAAUUAGUCAAAGAAAAAGGGCACAUAAUUAGUUCAAAAUUAUUAGAAUUCAAAGAAGACAAAGAGAAGCUACUUAGAAAUGGUAACUCUAUUACCAAGGCAGAAGACGACUAUGAGAAAAAGUAUUCAGAACUCAUGAGAUCCAUAUGGAUUAUUAAGGAUGUUACAAUUGAAAAUAACGUACAGAAUACGACUAUGAUAGAUGAUAGAUAUGUGGAUGAUGUAUUUGAUUUCUUAAAGGACACUACAACGCCAGCCGGAACCGUUCGUGGAACAGGAUUUGGCGUGACUAAAACUACCAAACCAGAAAUAGCAAGUGUAUUACCUCUCCCACAAGAGCUUGAAGAAGAAACGUUUGAUGAGUUCAAUUUUAGAAAAUUUGUUGCUACUUACUUCAAAGGCAACAUGAGUCAUUUGUAUUCUCGCCGACCACUAAAGGAUUCUCUUUUGGAACUACCGUCACCUAUUGAUGUAAAGGCUGCCCAAGCCCUUUGGAUAACUAUUCUCAGAUUCAUGGGAGAUCUGUCGGAACCAAAAUACGUAGAUGACAAGGUUGAUAAUAUACCCGUGAUGGCAAAAUUGACAGACACCGUCGGGCGAGCAUUUCACAAAAGCAAAGAGUUUGAAGAAUUAUUAAUGCAAGAUGGUCAUCAAAACAGAAAUAAAAUUAUUCAGAAAACACUAAAACGACAACCGAAAUUAAAUGAAGAUUUCAUGAAAAAUUUAUUAAAUGAUGAAGUUACAAAUGAAAUGUAUAAUAGUUGGUUAAAUUCAAGACGAAGUACUAAUUUGGAAAAAUUGCAUUUUAUUAUAGGACAUGGUAUUAUAAGAAAAGAAUUAAGGGACGAAAUAUAUUGUCAGUUGUGUAAGCAACUUACCAACAAUCCAUCAAAGGCAUCACAUGCUCGAGGUUGGAUACUUUUAUCAUUAUGCGUGGGUUGUUUUCCGCCAUCAGAACGAUUCGUAAAGUAUUUAAGAUCUUUCAUUCGUGAAGGCCCCCCCGGUUAUGCUCCAUAUUGCGAAGGUAGACUGGUAAGGACUUUCAAAAAUGGUUCAAGAACACAACCACCAAGUUGGUUAGAGUUGCAAGCUACGAAAACUAAAAAACCCAUUUUGCUAACUGUUACCCUUAUGGACGAAUCAAUGAAAACAGUACAGUCAGAUUCAGCAACAACUUCAGAGGAAACAUGUCAGCAAAUUGCUGAAAAUAUUGGCUUAACAGAUACGUUUGGAUUUUCACUUUACAUUACUCUUUAUGAUAAGGUUCUAUCUUUGGGUAGUGAAGGUGAACAUAUCAUGGAUGCAAUCUCUCAAUGUGAACAGUUUGCCAAAGAACAAGGAACCCCAGAAAAGAAAGCACCUUGGCGACUUUUCUUCAGAAAAGAAAUAUUCACACCGUGGCAUAAUCCGAUGGAGGAUCCCAUAGCGACAAAUCUGAUAUACUAUCAAGUAGCAAAAGGAGUGAAGUUUGGUGAAUAUAGAUGUGAUUCAGAAAGAGAUUUAGCAAUGAUUGCAGCACAGCAACAUUAUGUAGAAUUUGGUGCAAAUAUUGAUCCAAAUAUAUUGCGAAAAGUUAUUGUUAACUACAUACCAAAUCAAUUUUUACAAUCAAAUGAUGCUGCUUUGACGAAAUGGGAACAUCUUGUUACUAAGGCAUUUGAAUCUUCUCAAAGUAUUCAAUCUAAGGUAGAUCCACUAAGAUGCAAAGAAGAUAUUGUAAUAUUUGCAAAAUUAAAAUGGCCUAUGUUAUUUUCACGAUUUUUUGAAGCAAUGAAAAUAAAAGGAGAGUCAAUUAAUAAAGACAUUGUUAUAAUAGCUGUUAAUUGGACUGGUGUUUAUAUUGUCGACCAGCUUGAACAUAUUUUACUUGAAAUAUCUUAUGCUGAAGUUACAUAUGUUGCAUAUCAAGAAGAUAAAGAUUACGAUAACUUAGGAAAAAUUACUAUACGUACUAUACAACAGGAAGAAUUUGUAUUCCAAAGCAUUGAAGCCAGUGAAAUGAGUAUCUUAAUAAUUUAUUUGAUAGAUGGGUUAAAGAGACGAUCAUCUUAUGUUGUGGCACAAUCUGAUUCUCAAGGUUACAGCGACGCUUCAUCUUUCUUAGAAUACAAAAAAGGUGAUCUAAUUAUACUUUUGCAAGAUUGUACUGGAGAGACUUUGUUGAGUUCUACUUGGGGUCAUGGUCAAUGUAAUGGUCAGGAAGGCCUAUUCCCGACCGAGCAAGUAUAUAUUAUACCUACUAUGACACAACCUUCUAGUACAAUACUUGAGAUAUUCAAGAAAGGUAACAUAAACAAUGACAAGAAAUCCCUAUCAAAAUAUAAUACUAUCCAGAGAAAGCGAAUGCAUACUCUAGAAAAGUUUUCUAAGGAUAAUUUUAGAGAGGACAUCGACCCUAAUGCGACUAUAUCACGACAAUCUAUUUUAACAACCGCUAAGAAAGCGAUCUCGCCCGAUGUUUGGGCCCACACUAGAGAACCAAUUCGGAAACCACUAUUGAAGAAACUACAAGACAAUGAAAAUAUUGGAAAAUGUGCAGUGGCUGCUUUCUUUGCAAUUCUCAAAUACAUGGGCGAUAUUCCUGCGCCGAAAGCACGAUCGGUCACUGAGUAUACAGAUGAAAUAUUUAGAGCAGCUUUGACAGAACCCACUUUGCGAGACGAAAUCUAUUGCCAGAUAAUGAAACAACUGACAAAUAAUAGAAUUCAAUUAAGUGAAGAACGCGGCUGGGAAUUAAUGUGGCUUGCAACGGGAGUAUUUUCUUGCGGGCAGUUAUUACAAAAAGAAUUAGUUGAAUUUCUUAAGAGUCGGCCGCAUCCUAUUGCUAAGGUUUGCCUGAAACGAGUUUUUAGAAUUCAGAAAUCUGGACCAAGAAUAUAUGCACCAUAUAUCGUAGAAGUAGAAGCUAUUCAACACCGAAGUAUGCAAAUAUACCAUAAAGUAUAUUUCCCUGAUGAUACAGAUGAAGCAUUCGAAGUUGAGUCUUCAACUAAAGCAAAGGAUCUCUGCGAACAAAUCACCGGUCGUUUAAGUUUAAAGAAUAGUGAUGGAUUUAGCUUAUUUGUAAAGAUAGCAGACAAAGUCUUUUCUGUUCCUGAAAACUAUUAUUUCUUUGACUUUGUAUACGAACUUGUUGAAUGGAUGAAGCAGACACGACCAAUCCGCGGAGCUGUAACGAAUGUACAAUUAAACUACCAGAUAUUCUUUAUGAAAAAGUUAUGGAUCAAUACGGCUCCUGGAAAAGAUAAAAAUGCUGACCAAAUAUUUUAUUAUCCUCAAGAACUUCCUAAAUAUUUACGAGGUUAUCACAAAACCUCGAAGCAGGAUCUCGUGGAACUCGCUGCAUUGGUAUACCGAGCCCGAUUUGGAAAUGACCAGUCAAUGUUGCGGCAGAUAGAUAGCAUACUCACAGAUUUUAUACCUUCUGAUAUGGCUAAAAUCCAAUCAAAUUCUCAAUGGAAGACUAGUAUAAGCAAUGCUUACUUACAGCACAAUAAUAUGUCUGACUUUGAAGCUAAGGAGAAGUUCCUUAAUAAAAUAUAUCAAUUGCCAACUUUCGGUACCGCAUUCUUUGAAGUUAAGCAAACCUCUGAUCCGUCUUAUCCCGAACUGGUUGUAAUUGGCAUAAAUAAAAACGGAGUUAGUAUUAUUCACCCUCAAAGUCGGGAUGUAUUGGUGACUCAUCCAUUUUCUCAACUCUCAAACUGGUCCUCUGGAAAUACAUUUUUCCAUAUGACAAUGGGGAAUUUCCUCCGAGGUACAAAAAUACUGUGUGAAACUUCCUUAGGGUACAAAAUGGAUGACCUAAUAUCUUCUUACAUUGCUGUAUUGAGACAAUCAAUAGUACAAAAUCGUACUAAAACUGAUAGUCAACAAAGAUAAUUAUUUACUACAUUUAUUAUAAAUAUAGCAUUAUUUAAUAAAAUGUGUACGAGGUGUG